AUGUCCGACCCGACCGCCUCCGACUUCAGCCAGAUGGGCGAGCUCAGGCUCCACGUCUGGGGCUCAAAUCUGCCCUCGCUCCCCACCCUCGACCCCACCUGCCUCUACGCCGCCUCGAUGCUCCAGCACUCGUUCAGCCUCCGCAGAUCCGACUCGGCCUUUCAGCUCAAGCUCGUCUCGGCGCUGCCCUCGACGCCCUCGGUGCCCUUGCUCGAGGUCGUCUCGCCCUCGGGCCAGGUACAGGUCCUCGACAGCAUCGACGCCGUCCGACGCUUUUGCGUCCAAGAGGCCGGCCUCGACUCGGCCAUCGAGGGCCUCGAGAGCACCUCGGCCAGCUCGGCAGACCACGCCGCCAAGGUGGCCAGGGCCGUCGCCCUCCAUGCCCUCCUCGACGACGAGCUGCUCGACAUCACCCUCCACUCGCUCUUCUCGUUCCCCGACAACUAUCGUACCGUCACCUUCCCCGCCUACGCCAGCGUCGGAAAGCGCGAUCCGGGCAGGGCCGCCGUUUCCUCCUACCUCACCCUCAACCCGUCCUCGAGCAUCCCGGGCCGCCUCCGCAACCUCGUCGAGGCGCGGCUGUCCAACCCCGCCGUCGGUCUGUGGGGCGUGGGCGGGCGCGAGGGUGCAGCGCAGCGCAAGGAGAUCGACGAGAUGACCAGGAAGGCCAACAUCCUGCCGCAGGGCAAAAAGGGCCUCGACGAGCAAAUGAAGGACAAAGUCCGGGACGAGUACGAGCGCGGCAAACUUGUCAACAAGGCCAAGCAGAUCCUCGACAUCUUUGCGGCGGCGCUCGACCAGGAUCGCUGGCUCCUCGGCUCCUCGGCACCGACCGCGCUCGAUCUCCACCUCUACGCCUACCUCGACCCGCUCAUCUCGUGCCGACCGGAGCUGCCGACCGACACCAUCCCUGUCCUGCUUCGCCAGGACUACCCAACUCUCGUCUCGCAUGCGGUCAACGUCCGGCAGCAGCUCUGCCCGGAGGGCGACCGGACCAUGGCGCCAAUGUGGCUCUCGGCAUCCGAGGCGGCGCGCAGCGGCCCUGGUGCUUCCGGAACCUCGUCAUCCAGCUGGUCGCUCGGCAGCCUCUUUGGCUUCGGCGCCACCGACAACGCAUCCAAGGCAAGUGUUCCCCUGUCCUCGUCGCCCGGGACGGCCGCAGGCAGCGCGAGGAGCAGCGAUCUGCGGUCCAAGCCGUCGUCGUCAGGCAAGCCGGCGCUCAGCAGAGAGGAGAGGCGGCUGCGCAUGGGCAGGGCCAUCUGGAUCUGCACCGCCCUCCUCGGCCUCGUCGGCUUCACCUUUGCCACCGGCAUCGAUCGCGGCCAGUGCGCCUCUUCCACGCCGCCGGGUCUCGCCGGCGCGAGUGCGACCUCCCGCUGGCCAGAGGAGACGACGUGUCCGCGCGUCCGCCACAUUGUGACGGGCACGUUCAAUACCGAGGCGCUGUACGUGCUCGGGUACGACAUCCUCGACUCUUCGCUGCGCAUCGAGCAGCGGAUCGACGCCGAGGGGCCGCACCAGUUCCUCGCCCUCGGACGGACCGAGUCGGGCGGCAAGACAAUCUACGCCACGACGUGGGCAAAGAGGAAGAGCCUGAGCGCCUGGAGCGUCGUCGGCGGCGGUGCCGGCAGCGGCGGCAGCGGCCAAGUGGGGCUGCGACACAUCAACACCGUCGACAUCACUGCCACCUCGUCGUACGUGCACGUCCAGCCGCCGCCGUAUGCCUCGUUGACGGCGCCUUCGUACUGCCUGGCGCCGGGGCCUUCGCGCCACCUCUACUCGGCGGGCGGACCGACGGGGGAGCUGCACGCCCUCGACGGCGCGACGGGUGCGAUCCUCGACAAGCGGCAGGAGUACGUCUACCUCGUCGGCGGCGAGGCGGCGCUGGCGGGCGCCGACAAGACGCGCAAGGCGCUGCGGUACGGCGCGCACAACCUCGACUUUGGGCCGCACCGCCUCGCCUACGUCGCCGACCUCGGGCGCAACGCCAUCCUCGUCUACACCUACGACGACGAGGAAGCGGGUACGCUCCGGCUCGUCGAGCAGGUGCAGAGCCCGAGGGAGGGCGACGGCCCGCGCCACGUCGUGCCCUCGCCCGAUGGGCACUGGUUCUUUUCCGUGACGGAGCACACGUCGUACGUCGACGUCUUCCGGAUCCGCGCCGGCUCGCUCGACGGCGACGCGCGGGCAGGGUUGCAGGUCGAGUACGUCGAGUCGCUCGACAUCCUGCCGCCGGGCCGGGAGCGCCACGACUUCCGCGGCGAUACCGUGCGGAUCUCGCCCGACGGCCGUGCGCUGCUGGCCUCGACGCGGGGCAUGACGGCGUCGACGCGCGGUUUCGUGACGGCGUGGCGCCUCGACCUCUCCUCGCCCACGGCCCGCUCCCCCAUCGUCGACGCCGACAGGGCGCUGGAUCGAUACGAGACGAGGACGUCGGGCGGCAAGGCCAACGCCAUCGAGUGGGCGCCCCGGUACCCGCUGGUGCGGCCGGACCUCGGCAGCGCAGCCGAGGCCGAGGCCGAGGCGGGGGAGGGCGAGACAAAGGACCUCGUCAUCCUCACCGACGACCUCGAGGGGUGGGUGGUGGUGCUCGAGUGGGACGGCAGCCGGCUCGUGGAAAAGGCCGACGUCAAGCUGCCGGGUCGCGCAGAGGACGGCGCAGACGAGGGCGCCAGCCACGCCAUCUGGAUCGACUGA
Messenger RNA from Pseudozyma flocculosa PF-1, 2697 nucleotides. RefSeq lists its product as uncharacterized. The record is from RefSeq and is a predicted model, not a curated record. Bases 1 to 2697 code for a protein of 898 amino acids. The transcript is spliced from 3 exons. Gene Ontology annotation, cellular component: SAM complex. Gene Ontology annotation, molecular function: protein binding; 6-phosphogluconolactonase activity. Lineage: Eukaryota; Fungi; Basidiomycota; Ustilaginomycetes; Ustilaginales; Ustilaginaceae.